CAAUUGUCGCCUCUACUUCCUUCUGUCCUUCUCCAGAACAAGGAAGAAGAGGAUGAAGGGUCGUCUGAGCUUGUUGCUGAUGACGAUAUGCGUGUUCGCGAAGAACGCUACACACUUGCCAGGCAGCUGCUUGUACGAAGGAGAAACUCUGAGUGUGGGUCAACACACUCGCGGAUGCUUACGAAUCACUUGUUACGCAGAGGGUGACAUAACAAUACUCGAAUGUCCUUUAAAUUUCUGUCCAGAGAAGAGAUUGAUCGGUUAUCACGAGACGAAUUUCAGUAAGCCUUAUCCAGAAUGCUGUGCAAGACCGAUUUCCAGAUGGGAUGAGGAAGAUGUUAGAGGUCACACAACACUGAAUAUGAAAGGUGGGAGGAACGAUAUAUAAGAGCUUGAGUAUUCAGUAGUCUGAUUGUCGCCUCCACUUCUUGGUGUUUUUCUCUAGAGC
Messenger RNA from Nylanderia fulva, 448 nucleotides. RefSeq lists its product as uncharacterized. NCBI's taxonomy places the organism in Eukaryota, Metazoa, Arthropoda, Insecta, Hymenoptera, Formicidae. The record is from RefSeq and is a predicted model, not a curated record.